Molecule: messenger RNA, 348 nt
Organism: Neltuma alba
Lineage: Eukaryota; Viridiplantae; Streptophyta; Magnoliopsida; Fabales; Fabaceae
Product: VQ motif-containing protein 1-like
Exons: 1
Coding region: 1-348 (115 amino acids)
Source: RefSeq, a predicted model, not a curated record
AUGGGAAGUAGUGGGAAGCGCGAAGGAGGGGUGAAGAUUGUUCAGAUCGAAACCAGGUACGUUGAGACGGAUGCUAUGAACUUCAGAGACGUGGUUCAGAGUCUGACAGGGAAGAAUUCAUCCACGGCUUGGGUGGGCAGUGGCUCCAAAGCGCCACAUGCUUCUGUGAAAUCAGAGGAGUUUCAGCUUCACAAUCACGAUGGGAGAAAUAAUAGUGUUAAAGAAGCUGAGGCUUCUUUGUCUUCCAUGAUCCUCAAGAACACCACGACGUCGUUCAAAGAUUUUGAUAGGUUGCUGUACGAGUUGCCCCCCUGCACCGAGGAUCUUCCGUGGCUAGUAGGCCGAUGA